Molecule: messenger RNA, 674 nt
Organism: Amorphotheca resinae ATCC 22711
Lineage: Eukaryota; Fungi; Ascomycota; Leotiomycetes; Helotiales; Amorphothecaceae
Exons: 2
Coding region: 119-385 (88 amino acids)
Source: RefSeq, a predicted model, not a curated record
ACGAUGUUUAGGUCGGUAUUUGGGCCAUAAUCCUAAGGGAGGAUCUAGGCGGUCAACCGGGCUUUGUUUAUUCUUCAAGCAGUGUCCCGAUCGUCCUUAUUUUAUCACUACAUUGACAAUGCGGGGUGGAAUCAAGCCCCACUCAGAAGCUUCUGAUCCCCAGACCUCGGUACUGCUCCUGACCCUCUCCGUCUUGUCCUCUCAGUCUGGACCCCACCCAAAAGACAGGCGAAUCAUAACUUAUACUCCUCUCAACAAUGCAGUUCACGGGUCACGUCAAGACAUGUUGUCCUCGGUGGUCAGGGCCCAGAUCCCUGCGGCCUAUCCGACACGACACGGAAACAGCACGACGCGCUCAUGUUCCAUGUUCAGGCUGAGCGGGUGAAUGCGUGUUGAUGAAUUGAUGCGUGGACAAGUAGGAAAAAUCAAACAGAUAAAUGUACAGUGUACAGUCAAUAGUGUAGGUAGAUGUCUACAAGAUAGACUGAACCCGGGUCCCGGAGCACGAGUCGCGUCUGUUCCAAAAUGCGGAUUCUACGCGUUCAUAGGGGAUAUGCGAGCACUUACCUCGUACAUUGCAGUUUAUAGGAAGAUUCUACACAAAGGCGCCACAUCACAUCACACCGUCGCAGCUCGCACAUCUGCCUAUUUGAUUCUGGGCCUUGAUUUCAUGC